UGGUAUAGACGUGGAAAGUCAAAUGAGUGAUGAAUGUAAAAUAGAAAGGCGGCGAAGUGAAGUGGCAUCUCCUGAUGUAGGUUUUUAAGCGAAAUUUCAUCCAUUCUUCUACUAUUCUCAUUAUGCAGACGGUUGUAUCAGAACUUGAAGACAUUACUUUGAGUAAAUUUCCAGCUGGGGGUAGCCCGAAAGACGGGGAAGAUGACCUAGAAAUCUUUGCUUUGGGGAGACACAUCUGUUAUAUCGUUGCAGCCGUGAUUAUUCGAGAGGAUGGGAAAAUAUUGAUGAUGAGAGAAGCUAAGGAAUCUUGUCUAGGGAAGUGGUACCUACCCGCUGGUCGCUUGGAAAAGAACGAAAGUCUAGUUCAAGGUGCUAAAAGAGAGGUUAUCGAAGAAACUGGAUUGGAAUUCGAGCCAUCAACAAUGAUUUGCAUUGAUACCGUCUUUGGAAACUGGAUUCGGGUGACGUUUACAGGAAAAAUAAUAGGGGGAAAACUCAAGACAAAGCCUGAUAAGGAAUCCUUGGAAGCCGCGUGGUUUACAAGGGAGGAUAUAUUUACGAAAUUGAAGCUGAGAGCUUACGAUAUAUGUCCUGCGAUUGAUGUUACUUUGCAAUGGCAUCAUUCACGUCGCGAUGAUCUGUUAUUUAGAUCUAUGCCAGUAAAAAAUCCACAACACAAAGUGUCAAUUAUAAUUUUGGCUGUUUUCAAAAAAAAUGAUGAAUUAGACGUUCUGUUGAGAAGUUCCAAGAAUGGAAUACCAAAGCUUCCCAAAGAAUUUAUCUCCCCUUAUCAUAGAAUUAAAGAACGGGUGACAGUCGUGUUACAAUCAGCUGAUCAACACAUAGAGUAUGAUAUCAGUGGGGUCUUGAAAAUUGAGCAUGUUGGCAGUCCACAUGGCGCCGCAGAUGGAAUGUGUCUGUCUGUCCUUGUCAAUUUGAAGAAAUGUAAUCUUGUUUCAGAGAAGUUUCAUUGGAUAAAUGUUUCUAGUGACUCUCUGAAGAGUAAGAUUUCUAAGCUUCUUGACACUCAAAGUUGUGUUUCCUUAAUAAGAACAUGAUACCUGGUGCUGCACCUUAACUGACCCAUAAUUCCUAACUUUAUCAGCCACUGAAUGAAACCAAGAAUAUAUUUAAUGGGUCGUUAUUUUAUGAAACACCAAGAAACUUGGCAAAUAAGUGCAGCUCAUGCAAUAUGAAAUCAUUAUACAGAAAAAACAUGGCAAGGGCGUGCCCAGGAUUGGCUGAAGGUGUUGCAGAGGGCAUAGGCAUCAUAUGGACAAACACACCCAUAGUCAGAAAUUCGAGUGAGGUUGGGUGUGCUCACCAGGGGAGGAUCUAGGGGUGGGCGGAACAGAAAUCUCUUUGGACCCCCUUUUUUGGGACUCCUUGAUCUGCCACUUCUCACCCCAUGUGUGUGUGUCUGUUCAGGUUCUGUCACUCUUGCAGCUAUGUUUGUCUUGAUGGAUAUGACCUUUGAGAUUCUGAGGCUUAAGAAAUGUGGGUUUUACACUUUGGUGAUUUUGCGAUUUUUAGAAAAAAAAAACUAGCUGAUUCAACAUAAUGGGAGUCGUUUCAUCACCAGCACUCAUGUUAUUCUCACUUGGAUAUCUUUCGUUCCUGUUCUAAGACUGGACGACAUUGCAAAAUACUUGAGAUUCAGUGAGUAUUGAAUAAUCAUCCCCCUUAUCCCCCCAACUACACCCAGUAGAUCUCUUCUAUUUAAACAUCUAAAAACCAACUUUGUUAAAGAAAAAAAACACCUUAUUAAAGAAAAAAGGAAAAUCA
Molecule: messenger RNA, 1785 nt
Organism: Nematostella vectensis (starlet sea anemone)
Lineage: Eukaryota; Metazoa; Cnidaria; Anthozoa; Actiniaria; Edwardsiidae
Product: 8-oxo-dGDP phosphatase NUDT18
Exons: 2
Coding region: 123-1058 (311 amino acids)
Molecular function (GO): 8-oxo-dGDP phosphatase activity; magnesium ion binding; 8-oxo-GDP phosphatase activity
Source: RefSeq, a predicted model, not a curated record